UGACUAUUUAAGGUGAACUAGUAAAAGUCUUGAAUAUAUUCUCUCAGACACAAGCAGUGAGAGUUGAAGAUCGACUGUGACAAUGGAGACACAAAGGAUCCUCAUGAGGAGUUUGGCUGUUGUGUUUUUUGCAUCUGUGAUCUGGACUAUAACAGCCGAUGCUCAACAGAAGGUGAUCGAGGUACCAUGCUGUACUGACGUCUCCAGACUAACUCGAGAAGAGUUUACUGAGCCUAUCAUUGGUUUCAGGAUGCAAAAUCAUAGUCAUCCAUGUGUGAAGGCCAUCGUCUUUAAGACUGAACGAGGAGAGUCCUGCUUUGACUGGAGACUAUCAUGGGUACAGAAGGAAGUUAAGCAGAUUUUCAGAGCUCAAAGAAACAAACGCCUGACUUCCACGCCACCACCAGCAUCAUCUAUCAGUAAACGUCUGACUUCCACGCCACCACCAGCAUCAUCCAUCAGUAAACUCCUGACUUCCACGCCACCACCAGCAUCAUCCAUCAGUAAACUCCUGACUUCCACGCCACCACCAGCAUCAUCCAUCAGUAAACGCCUGACUUCCACGCCACCACCAGCAUCAUCCAUCAGUAAACUCCUGACUUCCACGCCACCACCAGCAUCAUCUAUCAGUAAACGUCUGACUUCCACGCCACCACCAGCAUCAUCCAUCAGUAAACUCCUGACUUCCACGCCACCACCAGCAUCAUCUAUCAGUAAACGUCUGACUUCCACGCCACCACCAGCAUCAUCCAUCAGUAAACUCCUGACUUCCACGCCACCACCAGCAUCAUCUAUCAGUAAACGCCUGACUUCCACGCCACCACCAGCAUCAUCUAUCAGUAAACGUCUGACUUCCACGCCACCACCAGCAUCAUCUAUCAGUAAACGCCUGACUUCCACGCCACCACCAGCAUCAUCUAUCAGUAAACGUCUGACUUCCACGCCACCACCAGCAUCAUCUAUCAGUAAACGUCUGACUUCCACGCCACCACCAGCAUCAUCCAUCAGUAAACGCCUGACUUCCACGCCACCACCAGCAUCAUCUAUCAGUAAACUCCUGACUUCCACGCCACCACCAGCAUCAUCUAUCAGUAAACUCUCUCCUGAGGAUCUUCACAAUCAACUCAUGACAGAUCAGGAAUGAUGAACAUCUAAAUGCAAACUCAUAAUGAGAACACAUCUUCAAGUAGUUGCUUGUUUUAAAAACAUUUCUUGUAAAAGGUAUGAGAUUAUGGUAUUGUAUUUUGAAAAUACUUAAAGUGACGGUUAAUAAAUUAGGUGUAUUUCAAUUGAAUAGUUAUGUAUGUUCUUUGAAUACAUAUAUUUGUGACAGUAAUUCAUAUAUAUUUUUUUAAGAAACUGAAUUAAAGUGUGAAACUGUUUUAGAACAAAUGUGUUUAAAUAAAUUAUUACCUUAUAUGUUUUAUUUCACAUUGAAAUUUAUAUUUCACUCAAUGUACUGGUGAUGGGCUGGUUGUGUCAAGAAGAGUGACGCAAGUGAAAUUAAGACUUAAGAUUUGUAUGAGAAACAACCUGGAAUAUUGUUUGUUGAUUAUGAAAAAUGAACAAGUGUAUUCUGAAACUAAAUAAACUAUG
Pimephales promelas (fathead minnow) is the source of this 1596-nucleotide messenger RNA. RefSeq lists its product as uncharacterized. Gene Ontology annotation, biological process: immune response. Gene Ontology annotation, cellular component: extracellular region. The record is from RefSeq and is a predicted model, not a curated record. Gene Ontology annotation, molecular function: chemokine activity. Lineage: Eukaryota; Metazoa; Chordata; Actinopteri; Cypriniformes; Leuciscidae.